Podarcis raffonei (Aeolian wall lizard) is the source of this 3455-nucleotide messenger RNA. It is a transcript of the gene TBX21, whose product is annotated as T-box transcription factor 21. The transcript is spliced from 6 exons. The coding region runs from base 557 to 2347 and encodes 596 amino acids. Gene Ontology annotation, molecular function: DNA-binding transcription factor activity, RNA polymerase II-specific; RNA polymerase II cis-regulatory region sequence-specific DNA binding. NCBI's taxonomy places the organism in Eukaryota, Metazoa, Chordata, Lepidosauria, Squamata, Lacertidae. Gene Ontology annotation, biological process: cell fate specification; positive regulation of DNA-templated transcription; regulation of transcription by RNA polymerase II. Gene Ontology annotation, cellular component: nucleus. The record is from RefSeq and is a predicted model, not a curated record.
UUCUUUUAAUAGGAGGCAGGUCGAGAGAGCAGUUUUCGGAGGCGGCGAGGAUGGGCUGGGCAGAGUAGCAAAGAAGAGAAUAAAGUAGAAAGGGGGAAAAAUAACCCCCCUCUUGAGAUCCUUAGGAAAGAAAAAGUAGAGCAGAAACCCGGAGUUAAGCAGCUGUGAUCUUGACCCAUCAGCUUCCGGAUCUGGCGAAUAUAUAAACAACAACCCAAACUUCUGGCGAUGUUUUGCGAUGCAGGAGAAAGCUCGGCUGCUAAAGAAGGAUGAGGAGCGAAACUGAGCAGCCUCGUUCCGCCAAGUAAGGAAACGGACCAGAUUGCUGUAGAUAAAGCGGACUAGGCUGGUCUCGGGUAGGGGACACCACUGGGUGUUCCCUUUCCCAGCCACGAUGAGCCUUUGAGGGUUUCAAGCCAACCCUCGGGACUUUUCCCCCCUUCCCUACUUACUUACCUACCUACCUUCCUCCUCCUCCUCAGCCCUCCUCCUCUUUUUUCCUCUGCUGCCAACUCCCUCCCGCUCUCCCCCACCCCACCCCGUCAGCCUUUCUUCAAUGGGCGCUUUGGAUUCCCUCGCCGGAGGAAGCGCCAACCCGACCGCCGCUGCCCUCACCAUGCUGAACGGGGCAGAGAGCCAAAGUUUCGCCAAGGAGCCGCCAGACCUCCAGGGAGCGGCGACCAAAGACCCCGCCGAGCUGAAGAUCGGUGUCCCGCAGGAGCGCUUCUACUACCCGGAGCCCCACAUGCAAGAAGGCGGCUGCAACUUAGGGCUGACCUACGGCGCACAGAUGGUGCAGGGAGGAGGAGGCGGCUUUGGGGUGAGCAGCCCGGCCCCAUCGGGCAGGUUUCUAGGGCCGGCCGUGAACAACUGCUCCUCUUACAGACCUCCGCCUCCUCCUCCCCCGGUUCCUGCUCCUCCUUCGGCUGCCCCUGCGGGGAAUCCCGGCUUCUCGGUGUCCGCGGCCGAGAUCUACCCAAGCGCCGGGGACCUGUAUCCCAGCGCGCCCGGGGGAGAAGGCUGCUACUCGGCCGCCGUCCAGCACAUGUUCCCGCGCGGGCCUCUCUACCAAGUUCCGGGCUACCAAGUCUCCGGGAAGAUCCAGGUCGUGCUCAACAACUAUCCUCUCUGGGCCAAGUUCCACAAGCACCAGACGGAAAUGAUCAUCACGAAACAGGGCAGGAGGAUGUUCCCAUUUCUGAGCUUCAACAUCUCUGGACUGGACCCUGUCGCCCAUUACAGCAUCUUUGUGGACAUUGUGUUAGUGGAUCAACAUCAUUGGCGAUACCAAGGCGGGAAAUGGGUGCAGUGCGGCAAAGCAGAAGGAAAUAUGCCAGGGAAUCGCACGUACAUGCACCCAGAUUCUCCCAACACCGGAGCCCACUGGAUGCGGCAGGAGAUCUCCUUCGGGAAGCUGAAGCUCACCAAUAACAAAGGAGCGUCCAACAAUGUCACACAGAUGAUCGUGCUACAGUCCUUGCACAAGUACCAGCCCCGUCUACAUGUCACUGAGGCCAAGGACGGCGAGGUGGACAAAGUACACCCUUCCAUCUGUAGCCAGACCUUCACCUUCCCCGAGACUCAGUUCAUUGCUGUUACAGCGUACCAGAAUGCUGACAUCACCCAGCUGAAGAUAGACCACAAUCCUUUUGCUAAAGGCUUCCGGGACAACUUUGAUUCGAUGUACACCACGGCCGAAGGAGACCGCACAACUCCAUCCCCGCCCAGUGCCGCCAGCUGCCAGCAGCUCCUCACCAGCAGCCGCUUCCAGCCCUUCUUGCACGAUCAGUACACGCUCCCUCAGAGCCGCUUCUACAACAGGGAGCGGGCCCCUCUGCCUCUGCCGCCCAAGGAGACCCACCACUGGUAUUUCGCUUCCCAGCAGCCCCCCUCCGGCCCUCUGGAAUACGGCACCUACGAGGGCGACUUCAGAGGGAACAAAUUCAUGCCGUACGGGAUGAAGCCCUUUGCCCUGCAGGCGGCGCCGCACCCCUCCUUGCCCUAUUACCAGGAGCAUCCCUUUGGGCCCCCUGCCACCUGGAGCUCCCCACCUCAGUAUCACCACCCCAAGCCCACCCCGGGGACCUUGAGCUGGUUCCGGCCCAUGAGGGACUUGCAGGCGGUGCCCCCUGCCGACGAGAAAGGGAAGGACAGUGAAGGCUGGGCCGAGCCCGGCUCUGUGAAGUCGGCCGAUUCCUCGGACUCCGGGCUGUACGAAGCCGAGUGCAAGCGCCGUCGUGUGUCUCCCUACGUCUCCAGCGCCGAGAGCUCCCCGCCCAUCCGCAACGGGGAGCUCUAUGACAAAGAAGGAGGGGAUGGGGGCUAUUAUGGCUUCUAUGGCAACUGAAGUGGGAAGGCGGGAUAGAAACCUGUGAGGGAAACACGGGGUGGGGGUGGGGGCCUUCUCACCAUCCAGCUCUCCUCCGUUCAUAUCAGGGGUAACCUGUAAAAAGGAAAAUGGACAGCCCCCCUUCUUGGUUUGGGGAAAAGUUUUGCACCUUUAUGGGCACUUCCGGAAAUAAUGACGAUGGCAUAAAUGAAGCUGUAUGUAGUUGUAUCUCCCUGCCCUCCGCCCCUGUUCAGCCACUUCCAGGUGCUAGUCUGCUGGUGUUAAAACAUGCCCUCCCCUUUGCGGACAGAUGCCUGCAUGGUGGCGGCGAGUUCAGAUCUUGGGCUUGUGUUCAGACCCGAAGAGCUUUCACUCAUUUGUGCAGUAGCGCAGCCUGGGCUUGCCAGGGCAGCUUCCUGUCUCCGCUCCCACCCACGUUUAGUUCUGAGGCUGUGUCACUGGGGAGAACAGAAGCAAAAUUUCUUAAGAGAUUCAAAGCCCAGGGAGAAAUUCGGAAAUAAAAAUCCAACUUUGGGUGGGAUGGGUUUUGAAAGCCACAUGGUGCUUGUCGGGUUAAACUCAACUCUGAUCCAGCCAAGGAAAUCUGCGUAGAGAAGCAGGCUUCGUUGUACUCCUCACUUGCUGAAUUGGGAAACACAGGGGGAAAACUAGAUGUGUGUCUGUAUGAGAUCGUCCCGCUGUGGUGCAUUGAUUAGAAUGGGGUAGGCGUUCCAGUGUAUAUUUUGAGGGCAUAUCCCCUCCCGUGCUCCUGCACACCUAUUCAUACAUUGACAUCACAUGAAACAAGAUCCAGAUUGAGAUGAUUACAUUCAUACUCUAGUUUCCCCAGCAUGCCUAUUUGGGAUUCCUGGGUGGGGAGCAGCUAGAAAUCAGGAAAAUUUGCUUGAGAAAAAUUCUGCCCUUGAAAUUCAUUGCAGUUCUGAGACUUUGUUUGCAAAAUCAGUAUCUUUUGGCCCACUUCAGAGAGGGACUGGGAACCUCGAGCAUGAAUCAGAUGCAAUUCAACACAGGCCAGAAUGCACAUUUGAGUUCUAAUCAUGUCUGUCCACACCACAUUGCAUUCAAUGCAAUGAGUUUGUGAAUGUGCAUUUAAAAGGCAUUCCCA